This is a messenger RNA of Zeugodacus cucurbitae (melon fly), 1107 nucleotides long. Its product is annotated as transcription factor grauzone-like. Gene Ontology annotation, molecular function: DNA-binding transcription factor activity. The record is from RefSeq and is a predicted model, not a curated record. Bases 1 to 1107 code for a protein of 368 amino acids. The transcript is spliced from 4 exons. Lineage: Eukaryota; Metazoa; Arthropoda; Insecta; Diptera; Tephritidae.
AUGCCCUCUGCGAGUAGCAACGGAACAACGGAUAUAGAGGCGGAAUUGCAGAAUCCUUUUAGUGAACUAAGCUCCCACGAUAUAAAAAAUGAUAACAUUUUCGAGAAUAUCGAGAAACAUGAUGAAUUUGAGGGUAAUGUAACUAAUUCCCCUGAGAAUACAGAUAUAAAUCCAACAAAUACGGAAAUGCGAAAGAAUCAAAAAUACGUUACACGCCAAUUAAUGACUUCUAAAAGAAUGAAGCGUAAAGCUGAAAGAGAUGAAUCGUCAAAAAAAAAAGAUUGUCCAGAAAAGGUGAAAGGUCGAUCAAGUAUUAAAUCAAAUUCAGAAGAUGAUGAAAUGUCAACACUCUCCCGCCAUAUGAUAACUGCACAUGCACCAGAGGAGGAACUAAAUUACCAUUGUGAUCAAUGUCCUAAAAGAUUCCCUUGUCAAAAGAAGUUGGAAAUUCAUAAAAACUCGCAUGUGCCACAGAACGAGCGUGUAUUCGUUUGUGACCAAUGUCCUAAUAGUCGAUUUGCAAGUAAUGAUCUUUUAAAAAUUCACAUAUGCAUGCGACAUCGUCGACCAACCAAUGUUUGUCAUGUGUGUGCCAAAGAGAUACGGGAUAAAGCCUCAUUUGAAAAACAUGUACGGUCACAUUUCGAUGAUGGUGGUCCGAAGGUAAAGUGCACAUUAGAAGGUUGUGACCGUUGGCUUAAGGAUGAGGAUAAUCUUCGACGACAUAUACGAAGACUACAUUCCAAAGAUCAAAAAGCGGUUACGUGUGAUACAUGCGGACGGGAGUGUAAAAAUCAAGAUGCAUUAACCAGACAUAAAUACCGUGUCCAUUCGAAUGUCGUAUUCACCUGUGAGGAAUGCAAAAAAACGUUUAAGCGAGCGAUUUAUUUGCGGGAACAUAUGGCGCAACAUACUGGUGAAAUCCUUUACAAAUGUCCAUUCUGUACGCGUACUUCAAAUUCCAAUGCAAAUAUGCAUUCGCAUAAAAAGAAAAUGCAUCCCCUAGAGUGGGAAAAUUGGAAAAAAACAAAUAAUGGAAAUUCUCGGCAGUUAUUAAGUGAGCAACAGAAAAAUAAACCAAAUUCGUAUACAUUAUGUAACAAUUAA